GGAAUGACCGCUCCAGUUCUGAUGAUGACGUACCUCUCUCAGAGCUCCUGACAAGGCCACGCAGCGAGGAAAAACAGUCACCUGAUAACAAGCAAAGCUUCCCCUCUGGCACUAAAUCAAAAAAGGACAGAAGUGCCUCGGAUGACUCCUCAGACGACGAGCCUUUGAUAAAGAUGAAAACAAUCUCUGCGUCAGCUAAGAAACCAGUGAAGAAAGACAACACGUCAACCAGAUCUAAUGGCACAAAUAGUAAGAAAGCAGACGACAGCUCUGACAAUGAGCCUCUCAUAAAGAUUGCCAAAACUGCGAAGAAGCCUUCAGUGUCUCCAAAAAAAUCUGUCAAUACAAAGAAGAAAGAGUCGCUGGAUGACAGUGAUAGCUCGGAUAAUGAGCCUCUGAGUGAAUCUGCCAAGAAAGUCCACCCUAAACGUCAGACAAAGGCAUCUGUCAUGCCAUCUAGAAAAGAAACCCCAGUUAUGAAAUCCAAAAGGAACGCAGCAAGGAAAAUGGUUAAAUAUGCAGAGUCUUCCAGUGACAGCUCAGACUAUGAACCAGUGGCCACAAUGAAGAGGAAGCAGACAAAGGCUCCUAAAGAGCAAAAGACUUCUGCAAAGAGAAAGAAAACUAAACCGAAACAUGAAGACAGCAGCUCUGAUGACGAUGAUGUGCCCCUGGUGAACCUUAUUGCCAAGAAGAAACCUGUGAAGAAAAACACAAAAAAGGCAGCUGUAUCGGAAGCCAGCGCAUCAAGAAAAAAACGAGCAGGACCUUCUGAUGAAAGCUCCGGAGAUGAACCCUUGAUUAAUCUCGUGAAAAAGAAUCGCAAAGACAAACAAACAAAAAACAAAACGAAGGCUUCAGCUCCGAAGAAAAGGGACACAAGUCCAAAAAAGCCAAUAAAGAUGCAUGAGUCAGGGUCGUCAAGCAACAGUUCAGAUGACGAACCCUUAAUCAAGGCAGCUAAACAUCCACAAGUGACCAAAAUCCUGAGAAUAAUACUAGAGAGGUGUGAUGGUGAAGAGAAUGGGGGAACAGGAAGCCUGAACAAAACCAGUACAGACACACAGAUUGCUGAAAAGACCUCGAGUGAGGAGUCAGAGGGCUCAGAGUAAAGUCCCCAGAAGAAGAAAUAAGUAGAUGAAACAAAGCUGUCACAGGUUGAAGAAGCUGCUUUUUGUUUUUACCUUUCACUUUCUGGACUGGAAGUUCUCCAAGUUUGAAGGACUUGUGUUGUAAAUCCCUCGGAGAGACACCUCCUAUAAAUCACAGUUAGUGCUCGUGUAAGGUUCAACAGUGCGUUUUAUAUACAGUACAUGGAUUUUAAUUUAAUGUGUUGAUAUUUUUACUCCUGUUUUUAAGUUUGGGAUCAAAUUUUGUCGGUUCCUGAAAGAUUUUAUGCACAAUCAUAGAUGUUAUUUUACUAUUUGUGCAUAUUGUUUGCAUUGGUUGUCUCCGUUGGUGUUUCGUUUUUGAGGUAAUAAUUUAACACUCAUUGCUGUAAGUUACAUUCACUGCUUUCAUAUUAACCGCACACAUGGCAUGCAUCAAUGAAAAUAUGUUGUGUUGGAAUAAAUGAUAUAAAAUGCCUUUGAAAUUCA
This is a messenger RNA of Morone saxatilis (striped sea-bass), 1598 nucleotides long. RefSeq names its product nucleolar protein dao-5-like. NCBI's taxonomy places the organism in Eukaryota, Metazoa, Chordata, Actinopteri, Moronidae. The record is from RefSeq and is a predicted model, not a curated record.